AUGGUGCCUCUCAGUUCAAUAGUCAAAAUUUUUAAAAAAUAUUUUUAUGGUCCCACCCCCAAAAAACGUUCACUGUGCAAUAUUUUGUUACCGUUAUUACCUGAUGGCAGACCAGAAGUGUUACAACGUAUCUUUCAUCUUCAUCAGAAAGAUUUGCAUUCUAUUCCUUAUAGUGCCGCAGUUACUACCAAAAAAGUCGUCCAGUUUUGGGACAAGGCACGCAUUCCAGUUUGUAAAGACUGUCACAUCAUCUCUAAAAUAAAGGAUCUACAUUCACAAUGUUUCGAUACCACAGCCAGCAAUACAAGAGUAAAAGCUGGUGCAUGUGUUAUUCUGGAAAAGAAGUUUGAAAAUGAACUGGAUGUGGAUUACAUGGCAUCGGUUCUCAUAUCAGUCAAAAAUGACCUCAUUCACUUCAUUCAGCAUCAACUUACACAGUUUCAACCAGAGUUGAUCAUCGUGUACAUAAAGUCCUGGUUUACCUCUCCAUGUGCUUCAUCUGCUCCAAACAAUGACUUGCUUCUGUUUCGGGAGUUAGAAAGCUACAAGAAAACAAAUGAAGCUGUUGCUAAUGUUGCGUUGAAGUCAUUCUCUGGUCAUUUAUGGUACUUGAAUGAAGUAUUGAUCGGCUUAGCAUUCUUUGACUCAGAAGUUUCAUUUGAGACGAAGUCAGCCAUAGUUGCGGCACUGGACAAGGCAACAACUGAUCAACCUUUACGACGCAUUACAUUCCAGCCCACAAUAUCACAGAAACGGCUUUCGGACUUCGUAUCGCAACGUACCAGGCAAAGAUUCACUGCUUUGGAUAUACCACAAAAUUUUUUGAGCAGUAGUCCGGACAUGUGGAACACUGACAAUGACUACAUUAUUGGUCAACGGAAAGUAAAAAGUUUGAAAGUUGUCAAUGAUGCCGCCUAG
Molecule: messenger RNA, 918 nt
Organism: Helobdella robusta
Lineage: Eukaryota; Metazoa; Annelida; Clitellata; Rhynchobdellida; Glossiphoniidae
Exons: 5
Coding region: 1-918 (305 amino acids)
Source: RefSeq, a predicted model, not a curated record